AUGACUGCUGCGGGAGUCUCUCCGUCAAGCUCCCCGCGGCUUCCCAGUCCUCCUCCAUUUACUGAGGUUCAGAUUGGGCCUCAGUCGCCGUCGGUUGGCGAAUCCUUUGGCAAAGAUGCAGACCUGCUUGGUGGUGCUAUGGGAGAAAACGAUGGCUCGACGCGCAGAAUCCGGCCAGGAACUAAAUCCGCUAAUAUGGGCCUGCCAGCGAUUCCCCUAGAGCAGAUCGAUUCUCCAUUCCAGCUCCAGGAACACCUCAAAGCCCAGUACCAGAAGCUUGCGCCCCAAUACACUAAACUUGUGGAGAAGUACGAUGUGCUUGUGGAGAAGUACGAAGCACUUAUGAAGGAGUACAAUGAGCAGAAACGCAAAGCUUCUGAUAAGGCGGACUCAAAGUACGAUAUGCUUAUGGAGGAGUACAAUGUGCUUUUGGAGGAGUACAAUAAGGAAAACCCCAAAGAAUUUGACGAGGUGCACCGGACGAGCGAGGUUGCGAAAGAGCCGACAGAAAGCUCGGAGAUCGAGAUUGCUAAAGAGCCGAGAAAACCCGAGAGCGAGGUUGUGAAUGAACUGACAAACCCUCCGAAUGGAUUCGGGGAACCUGCUUGGAAGUACGAACUGUGCCGCUUCUUCACUAUAGAAGCUAAUCGCCUCGUCGAGGGCUUUCUCACUGAGAACCCGCCCUGCUCGUCGCAAACUUGUCCCGAGAUGCGAGUCAACGAUUGGCAGUAUAUUUGCGCGGGCGCGGGGCACUCGGGAGCCAAAUAUUGCUGCGCGAUUGACUAUUGCUGCCAUACUCUGGAUUGGGCCAUGAACAUUCUCGCCUUGGAAAACACCAGCCGACUUAUAUCGUCGAAUGAUGACAAAAGCAUGAAGACUUUGGAAGAUAUCUUCCGCCGCCUUUACCGCUUCUUCGCACACGCAUGGUUCCGGCAUCCUGGCGUGUUUUCGAAGGUAGCAGGGCAUAGCGGUCUGUACGUUUUUUUCAAGACCGUUUGUGUUCACUACAACCUUGUCAAGGGCUACACGAUUCCCCUUAAGGCCGGCGGACCCGAUGAAGUUGCGGCAGCCCAGAAAAUGGAAGAGGCCGAGAAAAGGAAGGAGGAAGCCGAGGGAAAAGCGCCCAAGGAAAAACCUGCCAACAGCAACAACCGUUUCACUAUUCUGCGCAAGGAAGGCGAAAAUCCAUUCGGUGCCGCUGUGGAGAGUCAGGACUCGGCGCUUGUCACUAGCGCGACCACCCGUCGCCACAAGCACAGUCCUUCAACAGGAAUGCGUGUUACACCUAUUGCGGAGGAUGCGGAGGAUUUGGAAGAGACUACGUCAUUGCCACUGCGUGGGCCCCUGAGGCUAUCGCCCGAACCGCGGCCUAUCUCUGUCUUGGAAAUACGGACUAGAGAAGAGCCUACUGAGCCACUUACUGAUGUGGGAAACCCCUCCGAAGAGCCAGUUGAGGAAUCUCAGGAACAGCCACCCCAAGAGCCCUACCAGCAGUCAUCUGAACCUCCCGAAGACCAGGAAAAGAUUGAGCAGGUUGAGCAGACUGAGCAAACCAAGGAGCCCUUCUCCAAAGAGCUGGAUACAAACACAGAAUCGCCCAUCGAGAAGUUUGUUCCAGAAGACGAUGAAAAUACUACUUCCUCCGAAGAGGCAAAUCUAGCUGAAGAGCCCAAAGUGGAGAUCGAGGCGGCACAAGAGCCUUCCAUUGCCCCUGAAACCAAACAUGAGACAGAGAAAGAGGAGUCUUGA
Penicillium expansum is the source of this 1749-nucleotide messenger RNA. Its product is annotated as Mob1 family protein. Gene Ontology annotation, cellular component: cytoplasm. The coding region runs from base 1 to 1749 and encodes 582 amino acids. The record is from RefSeq and is a predicted model, not a curated record. Lineage: Eukaryota; Fungi; Ascomycota; Eurotiomycetes; Eurotiales; Aspergillaceae. The transcript has 2 exons.